Molecule: messenger RNA, 5875 nt
Organism: Acipenser ruthenus (sterlet)
Lineage: Eukaryota; Metazoa; Chordata; Actinopteri; Acipenseriformes; Acipenseridae
Product: tumor protein p53-inducible protein 11-like
Exons: 8
Coding region: 246-815 (189 amino acids)
Source: RefSeq, a predicted model, not a curated record
AUGUAUAUUCUGUGCAUUACGGUAAAGUGUGGGUUUUCCACUCAGAAUCUCUGAGUCUACCGUGUGUUUUUUUUGAUAAAGCAAACCAACGCGAUGUAAAUAUAGGAACCUCAAACAUCACACACACCGGCCAAAACAGAGGAAAGAAAGCGGGCUACAAUAGUAUGAGCUAAGUCUGUCUCCCGUCAACAACACCAAUAUCCCCUCCUACGGUUUCGGGAGUUCUCUUCAGUACAGUGUGAACCAUGGCCACCAAAUCGCACCCCCCCUUGAUGAAGAAGCACAGCCAGUCAGACCUAGUCAGCCGGCUGAAGACCAGGAAGAUCCUUGGGGUCGGAGGGGAGGACGACGGUGGAGAAGUGCACAGGUCUAAGAUCAGUCAGGUUCUGGGCAACGAGAUCAAAUUUUCAGGUCGGGAACCUUUGGGUCUCAGGGUUUGGCUGGUUGUUUCCGCAGUGAUGCUCACGGUCUUGGCUUUAAUGGCCCUCACAUUCCCUAUCCAGCUGUAUGAUACCAUCUUCGAUGAGGAGCUCGUUGGCACCAAGAUGUCCAUUAGACUGUAUGGAGGGGCACUUCUCAGCAUCUCCCUAGUCAUAUGGAAUGCGCUCUACACAACAGAGAAGGUGAUAAUCCGAUGGACCCUGCUGACAGAAGCAUGCUAUUUCGGUAUACAAUUUUUAGUGACUGCCAUCACCCUGGUUGAGAACGGCACAGUGUCCAACAAGGCUCUUGUCCUGGUCUUCAGCCGAGUCGCGUUCGUUGGCAUCAGUCUUUGUUACUACUACCAGCUGGGGCGCAGGCCCAAGAAGAUCUGAACCCAGGAGAGGGGCUCCGGCUCUCCACAGCAAGGGAGACUGUCCUGACCAGACCCAGAUUUACCUUUUCCAUUUCAUCCUCAACACAGCAAACUUUUGUCUAUACAAGCCAGGAAUAGACAGGUACAACAACAUUAGUACAUGGGCAUUUCCAACAAUAUUUGGUAACAUUUGUGGAGGUUAGUAUCAAAGCGGUACCGCAUGGUAAGUGAUGUUUGACAGGCAACUUCAAGUACUUUCAUUCAUUAUUACAGUCAAGGCCUUGCAUUUCUCUGUUAUGACUGCCAAAAUGAGUGCAUAUAAUGGCCUUGAGGUAGCUGGUUCAUCUUAUAAAUAGCUUGCUGGAAGAAGGGAAGGUAUAUUGUGCAAAGACUUUGGAUUGCCCUCUUCACCUGACCUCCUCACUUUUGCAAUAAGUGGCAGUUUUAAAGAAGGGUUAUAAAAUAAAUGUAAAUGUGGAUUUUUUUUCAUGAACAUUGAGCAGCCUUGUUAUACCAUUGGGAUUAAUAAGGAAUAGCAUUUUAGUUUAAUAUGUAAUAUUUCAAAAUCUGCCACUUAUUGUAAACGAAAGUUACCAAAUAUAUGAUUGAACAUAAUGAUACCAGGAUAUAAAUUUGUUUAUGCAGUAAAUACAGUAGAUUUAUUUAAAAUAGGAUUACCAUAUCCAACAUAUGUAUGUGGAUAUGUACUGUGUUUAAGUAAAAUAUCAGCUGAGGUGGUGCUGCAGUAUUUCAGUGGCCAGUUCUGUGCUUCUCAAACAUUAAAAGGUAGAAGAUACAGUACUGUUUUAUUCAUUCUUCUUCUCCUUUGUGUAAACCUGUUUAAAAUGACGUGUUCAUUUUCCUGUGGUAUAUAUUGUUACAGCACGGCAGAAAACAAGCUCUGGUUUGGGGCCAAUUUCAGCUCAAAUGACCUUCCAGAACUUUAGUCUUCCUCAUUUGUGGAAUAUAACUCAUAUAUAUUGUGCCUCUGGUGUCGAUGCCUACGUGUGGGUUCAGAAAUAUUUAAAUUAAAGGGAUGUCAUUAUCAACAAGAGAGAAGCUAAAGUCAUGUAUAUAUUUGAAACAUACCAAGACAUUAUCACAGUUUGCAUUCUAAAAUUAUGCACCGCGUUGCAUACUGCGUAUUUCCAUUUACUGUAAAGCCAUACAUAUUUGCGAGCCUUUUAUAAUGCGUUUUUCACAUAUGGGAAAAAAAAAAUUCCACUAACAAUACAUACUUCGUAUAUUGCAACAGGUCGCCAACAUUUCUGGAGCAAAAUAGGUUUUAUGAUUCACCAUAUAUUUUGUUUGCAAGUAUUUAUGGCUUUACAGUAUUCUACCCACUGUACUGCGUCAGGAUCUGUUAACCCUUUAAGUGUUUUUGCAAGAACUUCAAUCACUGCCUGAUAGUCAAUACCUAUCCUCCUCCACUUCAAACCAAAGGUGUUUGGAUUCGAUUUAGGGAAUGCAAUAGGGUUUACUUCCUGCUGAUUGGUUUAAAGCAUGUCGCAUUACCAUUUUGUAUUAAAAAUAAAUACAAGUAGCUGAAUAUACACAUUGCAAUGUCAAAAUGAUUGCCUUUUGGAUUACAAAUCCUGACUUUUGUUGGCUUGUAUCAUAUAGAUAAACAAAACGCUUUAACUAGAAAUUAUUAUCAGUGUCGUUGUGAGAUAAUGUGGGGUUAGUGUUGGCUCUACCCCACAAAGUGUUCCUUUACUGUCCCAUUGAAAGAAGUUGUAUGUUUAAGUUUUGCUGGGUCGCACAGGCAGCGUACACAUACAGUACUGCAGACGUGGAGCUGGAGUUUGGAAUCAUAAUACAAAAGUUGAAAACAAGUGGUGAGGUAUCCGAGAACAAGGAUAUUUAUGGUGUUACAUUUUAAUUGUUCAAUUCCAAAGGGACAUCUGACAUUCGUUUUAUUUAUUUUUUAUUGUCUCUCAAAGUGAAUUCGAAGGGUGCAGAACUGGGAUUAUUGUAUUGUGGUGUUGAUUUAAAAUGGAACAAGAUGAAUACGCUUACAAGAAAUAAAAUACAGCCAGUAUUAAGCAGGUUGGUGAUUUUUGCAGUGGGAUCCCUGCAGGGUUUACAAGGCGAGAUGGAGUCACAAUCUCAUCAGACUUGAUCACUUUUCAGUAUAGGGCAGCAGUAAGUGAGGCAAGUCUACUGCUAUAACAUUUACCCUGAAAGUAUAACAUUCCUCAUGGAAGUCAGAAUACACAAGGGUUAAACCUGAAAAAAUAAAAUGUACUUGUAAUGUAAAAGAAAAGAGUUUAAAGAGCAUGAAGUCUUCAGGCAAUCACCAUGGAAACCACAGACAUUAAAACCGUUUCAGGGAACAAAAGAAAAUGAACAAAAGAAAACACAUUACAACAUUAAAAUAACAUAAACAGCUCUUAAACUGUGGGCAUAUUGGCCAACCCACAGUAUUUUUGUGACACAGAAAAUAUGUACAGUGGAAAAAUACUUUGACUAAAUGCUUGUUUGACUGAAUGUUCGUGUGCAGAUUUUGCACAAAUAAGACAGUAGCCAUAGUGGGACAUAUUUUCUGGUAUAACAGUGGUAUUUUAUUAAUUCUGAAUAGGCUAUGCUAAAUAGUAAUUAUUAAUAGUGCUAUUGCUUCCUUGUCAUUCUUUCUUGUAUCAUUUUUUUUUUUUACAUUAAAUAAUGUAAACACAGUUGGUUGGUUUGGCAGCCAAACUUGCAUGUUAGUUCGUAACAGAAUCCUAUGGUGGAACGCAUGAUGACUGUGGUAAUGUUUACCUGUGAUCCCUUUUAGUCCAGCAUUACGCACAUGCAGAAUCUGUGUAGUAGAUGGGAACACAGACAAAUCCACGAGACAUGAUCAGAAAAAGAGGAUAGCCAAAAAAACAUCACAACCCUUUUGAUUGGAAUACCACGAAGAAUGAAGCAAGAUGUCACCACAUCAUCCAGGAGCUCAGACCUGUGCUUGAAGGAAUACAAGUCGGGUUUCAAUGGAAACCAACCCCAAAAUGUCAACACCAUCUACUCAGACCACAACUCAACCCAUUACAAUCCACCGAAAAACAGACAGAAGCGCAGAGGAGAGGAAAAUGAGGAUUUGAUCCAGCUCCAAACCCAAGUCAGGCAAAACAGAAAACCACUGACAUGCUUUCCAUGAACUAAUGGAAAAGAGCACAGGACAACGAUGAAACAACUUUCAAAACCAGCAAAGCAACCAAUGACAAGUACGUAUCAAUCAGAGACCAUCAAAAAACACGAGAGAGAAUUGGAAUGAGCAUCUGCCAUAGACAACACUGCGUCCACAGGUUAACUUUACCACAGCCAUCAAAAGUACAACCAUGGGAUUCUGUAAUAAACUAACAGGCAAGUUUAUUCUUAUUAUUCUUCUUCUUCUUCUUAUUAUUAUUAUUAUUAUUAUUAUUAUUAUUAUUAUUAUUAUUAUUAUUAUUAAUAAUAAUAAUAAUAAUAAUAAUAAUAAUAAUAAUAAUAAUAAUAAUAAUAAUUUAUUUCUUAGCAGACGCCCUUAUCCAGGAUGACUUACAGUUGUUACAAAGUAUCAUAUUACAAAAUAUCACAUUACAGGUAAGAGCAGUUAUAAAAUACAAUAAAAUCAAUAGUAAGAACAAACUCAAAUGAGAGAAAAUAAACAAUACAGUAAAUACGUUUGAGAACGAUUAUGACUAAGAGCAGUUAAACUUACAAAAAAUAUUUGGUUAUAAGAGUAAUUUCCAUAAAGAGCAAGUAGUAAGUACAAUAAAUGGAUCAAUUUAAUUGUCAUGACCACGAUUUCAAACAGCAUGCAUGCAUAUCAGUCUUAUGUGCUACCAAAGCACUGCAAGAAAGACAGACAAAGGUAGCAACAAAUCUGUAGCACAACUAAUAACAGAAUUAACCAAAAUACCUCUGCUAUACCAGAAUAUAUUUCCUACUUAAAGUAUCACCAAAUCUACCUGCUUACCCUUUUCUCAUCUUUGUUGUUCCCUUUUUUAUAUAUUUUCUUUACCUAAACAAAGGUCAUUUUUCUUACAUUUUCCUUGCCUAUAUGGCCUGCUGUUACUAGCACCAUUCACACCACUGCAGGGCUACAGUUGCAUACAUGCAAGACCAUUAGAAGACCCUUCAUAUUUCAUCAAUUGGGGGUGAACUGUAUGAAUCAAAACUCAUUUCAACUCCUAGUCGAAACAUUGAACUUAUUAAGUUUCUUGAUGCGUAGAGUUUUUUUUUUAUAAACUACUAAACAUUUUUGGUUGGUUUCACAGACCCUGAUUAGCACUAAUCUUGAGCUACCUAAUGUUACAUUAGGUAAAGUAGUCCAAAAUUUGUACUAGGGGUGCAACAAUUAAUCGAUGCAUCGAUCAUUGAUCAUUUGUUCCUAAAUGUCCCGAGCUUCGAUUACAUAUUGAUAAAUCGAUGCAUCAAAUUAGAACCCAGUUUGAAAUCUCCUGUUGCCGGUUUGCAUUAAACCCUUCAGAGUGUGAGAGUGCGCUUCUUUUAGUGCUAGUAUGGUAGAUCAGCAUGUUGCUAGGAUACACUUGGUAAGAUUUGUACAUAAUAUGUAUUUAUUUAUGAUCUUUACAUGUUGGUCUGAACCACAGGGAGGUGACAAGGAGAUACAAGUACACUGGCAUCAGUGUAAAAAUCCCGCAACAUUUACCAUAAUUCUCAUAGUGUAAUGCACACAUUUUAGCUGCAUUUCUGUGUGUUUUGCACAACAUGUAUUCUAUAUUGCAUACUAUAAUUUUCUUUCUAAGGUGGUACACAAGAGGUGCAUGUUAAUUGAAACGAUAUAUUGCAGUUCAGUGCCGAUUUGAGAGGAAAUAAAAUGGGAUAAUUAGUAUAAAAAAAAAAAAAAGUUAAAAAAAAAUCCAUUCCAUAUGCUGAUCAAGUGUUGAAAUUCAAAUAUUUUGUGUUGACUUUAUUAAUAUUAUUCUUUUUAAAUGCAACAACCUGUAACAUUCAGAUGCUUUACAGGAAAGGUGAAUGGUUGUUCUAAAUAUGCAUUUUGUUUUUUGUUAGCUUUGAAAUACCUUUGGAAACUACAGAUGGAAUAUUGUGUUUGUAAAGAAAAAGUUAAAUAAAUUGUGUUUUUUUCUUGUU